Molecule: messenger RNA, 684 nt
Organism: Panicum virgatum (switchgrass)
Lineage: Eukaryota; Viridiplantae; Streptophyta; Magnoliopsida; Poales; Poaceae
Exons: 2
Coding region: 1-684 (227 amino acids)
Source: RefSeq, a predicted model, not a curated record
AUGCGGCCGGCGGUGGCCGGGCUGCAGCGGCUGACGGCUGCGGGGCCCGCGCGCGUGAGCAAUGGCCGGGCCAGAGCAGCUGCGCUGAACACUGUGACGGGCUACCUGAAAUCCAUUGAGCCCUUAAAUGGCACCAACUACCCCAGCUGGUAUAAAGAUGUUCAGGUGGCCAUUGCUGUGUGCGAGUAUGAUCUCGCCUUACGUCAAGACAAGCCAGCAGAGCCCGCUGAUCCCAAUGGUGAUCGUACUGCCAUUGAGAAGUGGGAGAGAUCAGACAGGAUGGCCAACAUGAUCAUUAAGAACACGAUCACUCCGGCCAUCUGUGGUGCUAUUCCUGAUAAGGACAAGGAUGGUAAUGAUCUGAGCGCCAAGGCAUACCUUGCCAAGGUGGAGGAGAACUUUAAGAGUUCUUCCAAGACUUAUGCUAGCACCCUGAUCAUGAAGAUGCUGACUUCACAGUAUGAUGGGCAAAGUGGAAUCAGGGAGCACAUUAUGAGCAUGUGUGACAUGGCAAAUAAGCUGAAGACACUGGAUAUGGCUAUCUCUGAUGGUUUUCUGGUGCACUUCAUCAUGACUUCUCUGCCAGUACAGUACAGUCCCUUCAAAAUAAGCUACAACACUCAGAAGGCGACUUGGAGCAUGGCUGAGCUCAUUAGCUACUGUGUUGAGGAAGAAGAAAGGUAG